CUCGUCGCUUUAGUCUGAAACCUUCAAACCCUCAAAACUUAAAGGGGUUUGGUUUUGUUUCGCUUCCACUGUGACUCACUCACUCUUCGCUUUCAAUUCAUCCAUUCCCAAUCAGAAUCAGAAUCAGCUGCUUCUUCCGCUAUGGCUUCCACUUCCCAAAAGGAAAUUAUUUCUGAUGGCAAGGCUGCUGCAGCAGAGAAGAAAAAUUCCAAGGAUGAAACAUCUUCGAAAGAUUCACAGGGAGGACAAAAAGCUGCUUCUGAAUCUUUUGUUUGUUUAGAUGACAAGGCUGCUGCAGCAGAGAAUAAAAACUCCAAGGAUGAAACAUCUUCGAAAGAUUCACAGGGAGGACAAAGAGCUACUUCUGGAUCUGCACCUGGGUUUCCACCCAACCCUUUUGAUUUCUCCGCAAUGUCUGGUUUGCUCAAUGAUCCAAGUAUCAAGGAACUGGCUGAGCAGAUAGCAAAAGACCCAUCAUUCAAUCAAAUGGCUGAGCAGCUUCAGAAAACUUUUCAUGGUGCAACACAGGAUAGUAUCCCUAGCUUCGAUAAUCAGCAAUAUUAUUCUACCAUGCAGCAGGUGAUGCAGAAUCCUAACUUCAUGACCAUGGCUGAGCGCCUGGGUAAUGCAUUGAUGCAGGAUCCAUCUAUGUCUUCCAUGCUUGAAAGUCUUACUAGUCCUUCAAAUAAAGAUCAGCUUGAGGAGAGAAUGGCACGCAUAAAAGAAGAUCCAUCUUUGAAGCAUAUUUUAGAUGAGAUAGAGACUGGUGGUCCUGCUGCUAUGAUGAGAUAUUGGAAUGAUGAGGACGUUUUGCGGAAGUUGGGACAGGCCAUGGUGCCAAAUUCUGGAGAAGCAGCUGCUUCUGCUGAAAAUGCUGUGCCAGAUGAGACAGAAGAUGUGGGUGAAGAUGAAUCAAUUGUUCAUCAAACUGCUAGUGUCGGUGAUGUGGAGGGCUUGAAAAAUGCUCUAGCCUCUGGCGCUGACAAGGACGAAGAAGAUUCAGAGGGAAGAACUGCUUUACAUUUUUCCUGUGGAUAUGGAGAGGUGAAGUGUGCACAAAUUCUCCUUGAGGCAGGCGCAAAAGUAGAUGCUUUGGAUAAGAAUAAGAACACGGCUCUUCAUUAUGCAGCUGGUUAUGGCAGGAAGGAAUGUGUUGCCCUUCUCCUUGAAAAUGGUGCUGCAGUUACUCUCCAGAACAUGGACGGGAAAACUCCAAUAGAUGUUGCGAAGCUAAACAAUCAAAAUGAUGUUCUAAAGCUGCUCGAAAAAGAUGCUUUCCUGUAAUGGCAAGGCACAGUGGCAUGCGAUCACCAAGUAGGAAAAAGAAACCGAGGCUAAAAGAGAGGCAUCAUCAUGACUUUUACUUUUGGCAAAUAUUUCGGUGUGUUAAAACUAAAUUCCUUUUAGACGAUGGGAUUACACCGCGAAUUUUUUUUUAAAUAUACUUAUGUAAACUUGUAAUGCAUGGGUUGUUGCACUGCAUUAUUUUUACGUAGUGGCAUGAAGAAAUUAUUUUUGUCGUUGGUUCA
Messenger RNA from Arachis stenosperma, 1529 nucleotides. RefSeq names its product ankyrin repeat domain-containing protein 2B-like. The record is from RefSeq and is a predicted model, not a curated record. Gene Ontology annotation, cellular component: chloroplast outer membrane. Lineage: Eukaryota; Viridiplantae; Streptophyta; Magnoliopsida; Fabales; Fabaceae. The transcript is spliced from 9 exons. Gene Ontology annotation, biological process: protein targeting to chloroplast. Gene Ontology annotation, molecular function: protein binding; chloroplast targeting sequence receptor activity. The coding region runs from base 142 to 1284 and encodes 380 amino acids.